Rhinopithecus roxellana (golden snub-nosed monkey) is the source of this 4272-nucleotide messenger RNA. RefSeq names its product DDB1 and CUL4 associated factor 16 (gene DCAF16). The transcript is spliced from 4 exons. Bases 1166 to 1816 code for a protein of 216 amino acids. NCBI's taxonomy places the organism in Eukaryota, Metazoa, Chordata, Mammalia, Primates, Cercopithecidae. Gene Ontology annotation, cellular component: Cul4-RING E3 ubiquitin ligase complex. The record is from RefSeq and is a predicted model, not a curated record.
GCCGGAAGUAGUGUAGGCGCGGGAGCAGAGCAGAGUGGCCUAGCCGCGGGAAGGGAAGGGUUGCUGGUGUUAGGCCUAGCUGGGUAGUGCAGUUGAGCGUGAGGCGAGAAAGAAGAAGCGAUCCUCCAAGGGUGAGAACGGGAGAUCUGCCGAAGAUAACAACCUCCCUUGUGGCCAAAGGGCGGGGGAUCCCCACGCGAGGGCUCCGUUUCGAGAGACAGCGACAAAGGAAAGUUCGUAGCGCGUUCCAGAGGCCCGGCCGCCUCUGAGAAGGGAGACGCUGCUGGGUCCGCUGAGCGGGGCGACCCGAGCCAUCCCCCAGAAAGCCGCAAACCACCAUUUCUUGAGUAGCGUAGAAUGCUGUAUAAUCUUCAAUCAUCUGAUCAUGGUGGGACUCCUCUGCAUGUGUAGUUAACUUAUAUAGAAUUGGUCAUAGGAUCACAACUUCUGAGGUCCCAGCAAGAGUCCUAACAUCUAGCAGCUCUACCACCAGGACAGGCCCCCUAAAACUAAUUCCAACAAGCACCUCUGAAGUCUUCUCAUUCACAGGUUAAGGCUACCUUUCCAGAUAGUCCAACAGCUAAAUCACCAGUUUCCAAGGGCAUUUACGUCACCUAUGGAAAGCAUCGGAUCCUUUUACACCAGAUGUUCUUGACAGCUCAUCCCAUCAUUCCCCACUGCACAAAAGUUGCUAUACCAGCGGACAACCAAGACAACUACUGAGCUUCUUUUCGUUGUCAAGUAGAUAUAAUAUCACUGCCAGCAAAACAGCACAAAAAGUGUCUCUUCACAGUAUCACUACCAAUUGGGACUAUGCUAAGUAAAUCAGCUUGCCUAGAUGAGGACCUCUUGUAUUCUUGGGUAGCCAGGAUUUGAAGGAGAUACUCUGACCUGUGCCACUGGUAAGUGACUAAAUACUUUUACACAUUGAACUGGUCCUGAAAACUAAGAUGUCUUCUUUGUAAGUGAAGAAUAUACAACGUAAUCUUGAAGAACAGCACAGUGGUGUGGGCCGCAAGCAUACUUUAUGUGCGUAAUGGACUGAGAGACAAAUUAAUCUUGGCGAAAGGAUUUUUCAUCUCUUAUUUCUAUUUGCCAGUGUUAGUAAGUGUUCUGCUGGCUUAGAUUAUUACCUUUUUCUGGUUUCUUACUCUGUUUUAUUCAGAUGGGUCCUAGAAAUCCCUCUCCUGACCACUUGUCAGAUUCAGAAAGUGAGGAAGAAGAAAACAUUAGCUACCUAAAUGAGAGUUCUGGGGAAGAGUGGGAUUCCUCUGAAGAAGAGGACUCCACGGUACCCAACUUAACGCCUCUUGAGAGUCUUGCCUGGCAGGUUAAGUGCCUUUUAAAAUAUUCCACGACUUGGAAACCUUUAAAUCCUAAUUCCUGGUUGUAUCAUGCUAAACUCUUGGAUCCAAGCACACCAGUCCAUAUACUUCGAGAGAUAGGUCUAAGACUCUCCCAUUGUUCCCACUGUGUCCCCAAACUGGAACCAAUUCCUGAAUGGCCCCCUCUGGCCUCUUGUGGAGUCCCACCUUUUCAAAAGCCUCUUACAAGUCCCAGCCGGCUCUCUAGAGAUCAUGCCACUCUAAAUGGAGCACUGCAAUUUGCCACCAAACAGCUAAGCCGAACAUUGAGUAGAGCCACACCCAUACCUGAAUACCUAAAACAGAUCCCUAAUUCUUGUGUUUCUGGGUGUUGCUGUGGCUGGCUGACUAAAACAGUUAAGGAAACAACUCGUACUGAACCCAUCAACACUACUUAUUCUUACACUGACUUCCAAAAGGCAGUUAACAAACUCCUAACUGCAUCACUGUAAAGAUCUACCAUUUGCUGUGAUAUCUCUGAUGUUGCUAAUUGAGAAAGGGGUACAAAGUUAGUCAUUACACAGCCCACUAAUGUCUUCUCAGUCAAACUAUCUUAUGCCCUGGCAAGCCAAAGAGGAUACCCUUUGACAAACCCUGUGGAUAAAAUGAUAAUAUCAAGGCCAGGCGUGGUGGCUCACGCCUGUAAUCCCAACACUUUAGGAGGCUGAGGUGGGCGGAUCUCCAGAGGUCAGAAGUUUGAGACCAGCCUUGCCAACACAGCGAAAUCCCAUCUCUACUAAAAAUAAAAAAAAAAAAUAAGCUGGGUGCAGCAGUGCACGCCUGUAAUCCCAGCUACUCGGGAGGCUGAAACAGGAGAAUCACUUGAACAGGGAGGCAGAGGUUGCAGUGAGUCAAGAUUAUACCACUGCACUCCAACCUGGGUGACAGAGCAAGACUCAGUCUCAAAACAACAACAACAACAACAACAAAAAAUACCAAUGGAGAAUUAGUUAAGGGGACCAUAUUACAAAAGCCAGUUGAAUAUUCUUCACACUCACUUCUCACCCUACCCAUUCCAAUUUACUCUGCCUUUCUGAAUGACUUUAAUGAGAUAUCUGAUUAUUAAUGAAGAAAAUUAGACCACCACCCCUUUUGUUAUCCAGACUUCAGAACAGCCGUUAUUGAAAGCUAGAGGUUAGCUACCCACAGUAAUACCUUUCUGAGCAUACCCUUCUCUAACAUGCAUUCCUAUGGAGGUAGUUGAAUUAAAUUGAGUAACUACACAAAGGAAAAUGGCAGGGAUGGGGAUUUCUUUCCCAGCUUUUAUAUAGAUGUGCCUACCUAGGACACUCUUUAGGGUUCCUUUUAUUUUUUCUUUUUUUGGCAGGGGGUGGGAGCGGUAGGGAGGAGUACAAUUUUAAGCUUAGCCUGUACUACUCCAAACUUACUAUGGUACUUAAAUUACAUCAUGAACGUUCUAUAUCAGAGUCUCCUACCAGGCUGUCUCUGGCUAAAUCAGCCUAUAAGAUCAUCCCUUGGGAUUAAACAAACACCUGUUCUGUAGAGAAUGUGUUUCCUGAAUCUUGGUACUCAGACUUUUGUCAAGAGUAAAUAAAAUACCUUUCAAAAGAUUAAUGGAAAAUGAUUAAGAGAGCAUUUCUGCUUUCAGUAUUAACUGCUAAUGGAUUAAAAUUUUAAUCUGUAUAGCAUUUCCUGGAGUAAAAGUUCAAGUACUUUCCACAUCCAUUGCAAACGUCAGGAACCCUUCUAAUUUUAAAGAACCUUCUUAUUAGAAAAUCUCAGCCUAAUACAAUCUGAAGUUAAGAGUUUCAGCAGCAUUGUUUUUCUAAGGAGAUUUAGCUAUAGAUUUUCUUUUGGCCAAACAAGGAAGAGUAUAUGCCCUUGUAAAUGAGGCUUGUUUUGUUUAUUUAAAUGAGUCAAAACAUAGAAAUCAGUAUACGUAAAAUAAAAUGCAUGAGACUAUUAAAUCCUUUCAUAUACUCUACAAAUAAAAUGAAAUCUGUGUGUGGUCCUGGUUGACUGGACAUCUAAAGGGAAUCAGAAAAGAGAUUGUGAAAAGUGUAUGUGUGUGUGUAUAUAUAUAUAUAUAUACUCUUCCUUAUUUGAGUUUUGCUUUUUCCUAUUCUCCAUAAUUAAGUGCUGUUUACAAGGUGGCAUCAAAAAAUUGAAGCAGGCCAGGCACUGUGGCUCAUGCCUGUAAUCCCAACACUUUGGGAGGCUGAGGCAGGUGGAUCACUUGAGUUCAGGAGUUCGUGACCAGCCUGGCCAACAUGGUGAAAACCCAUCUCUACUAAAAAUACAAAAAUUAGCCGGGCGUAGUGGCGUGCACCUGUAAUCAACAGCUAUUUGGGAGGCUGAGGCAGGAGAAUUGCUUGAACCUGGGAGGUGGAGGUUGCAAUGAGCCGAGAUCGCGCCACUGCACUCUAACCUGGGCAACAGCAAGACACGUCUCAAAAAAAAAAAAAAAAGGCAGUUAGGAAUCAUAAAUUGUGUAAUUGUAUAGCAAUUUUAAGAAGACAGAAGAAUGCUUAUAACCUAAUGAAUAUUUCUGCUGAGCCUUAGUUGUCUAAAGGAAAAAAAGAGGGAAUUGUAGAUAAAAGUAUUUGUUAGUGGAAAUUAUUGACCUGAAACCAUAUCAUAUUGUUAGUGUAACUGAAUGUAUCAGAAAUUGUUCCUAUGUAGAUAUUCUGUGAAACUGGUUUCUAAAAUGUUACAGGAAACCCCCUUUUUUUUUUUUUUUUUGUUUAAGGGGAGGUGGGAGGAGGUAGGCAAGAGGUCUGAAUAUUAAAAUAUGUUGAUGUUUACGUGUUCAUAAUAUGUUCUUUUUCCUCUCUUGGUGUGUGUAUAAAAGUGCCUUGCUCAUGAAUGCAUAUUUGCUCUUCACUUCGAAAGGAAGCCUUUCCCCAGCUUGGCAGCUGAAUAAACCGAUAGCUUUGUACAUGUUGAA